Messenger RNA from Ostertagia ostertagi, 657 nucleotides. NCBI's taxonomy places the organism in Eukaryota, Metazoa, Nematoda, Chromadorea, Rhabditida, Trichostrongylidae. The record is from the annotation of a GenBank genome assembly.
AUGCCGCGUGCAUCGGCGCGCGACAGCAGCGCGCCGAUCAGGCUGCCGCUCUGGCUGACCACGCCCCAGUUGCCGGAGUUCGUCGACUUCGCGAAGGCCAAUCCCGGCAAGGUCUCCUAUGCGACCUCGGGUGCGGGUUCGAGCAACCAUCUGCUCGGCGCCCGCCUCGAGCAGAUCAUCAGCGCCGGCCUCGUCCACGUUCCCUAUCGCGGCGCCGGACCGGCCAUGAUCGACACGAUCGCCGGCAACGUGCCCGUGAUGUUCGACUCGCCUGCCCUCGGCCGCGCCGCACAUCAAGGCCGGCAAGGUGAAUGCGCUGGCGGUCAGCGGCGAGACGCGCAGCCCUGCCUUCCCCGACGUGCCGACCAUGAAGGAGCUGGGCUAUCCCGACCUGAUUUCCUAUUCAUGGUUCGGCAUCUCGGUGCCCGCGAAGACGCCGCAGCCGAUCGUCGAUCGCAUCGCGACCGAGAUGCAGGCCGUGCUGAAGGAGCCCGCCGUCAUCAAGCGCUGGGAGGAGAUCGGCGCCGAGGGCAGCACCAUGACGCCGGCCGAGGUGACGCGCUUCAUCCAGGCCGAGAUCGACAAAUGGACGCCGGUCGUGAAGGCUUCGGGCGCCAAGCCCGGUUAAGCUUUCACCAGGAAGAGGACACGACAUGA